This is a messenger RNA of Acanthoscelides obtectus, 2146 nucleotides long. Lineage: Eukaryota; Metazoa; Arthropoda; Insecta; Coleoptera; Chrysomelidae. The record is from the annotation of a GenBank genome assembly.
AGCUACGCCAAUGGUAGUUUGAAGCAAUUCGGCAACGUCGGCAGAUAGUACCACUGGAACAGCAUAUGCAUCGAUAUCUGCGAUCUGGUGGUACCUGGUUCAGGCUUGUGCAUAUUUCUCGCCGGAGGUACUGUCUUAACGCCGGCUGGUUAAUACAGAAAAGGUCUAGAAGGAUGGAUAGUAUCAGAAAAGGAUGGUUCAGUGAGUUAUCAGAACUUUGGCCGGGGCAGUGUUUUUCCUUGGAAGUCAAGGAGGUACUAUACAAGGACAAGUCGAAGUACCAGGAUAUACUUAUCUUUGAAUCGAAAAACAAUGGAACAGUUUUAGCAUUGGACGGCAUAAUUCAGUGUACCCAGAAAGAUGAGUUUUCUUACCAGGAGAUGAUCACAUUCUUGCCCCUGUGCGCCCAUCCAAAUCCAGAGAAUGUGUUGAUUGUUGGAGGAGGAGAUGGAGGAGUUGCUAGGGAAGUGGAGAAACAUCCACUUGUCAAACGAUGUGUACAGGUUGAAAUCGACGACAGAGUGGUGGAAAGCAGCAAAAAAUUUCUCCCAUUUAUGGCAAAAGGCUUCAAUUCAUCAAAACUAUCCCUUCACAUUGGUGAUGGCUUCGAAUACAUGAAGCAGCACAUAAGCGAGUUUGAUGUCAUCAUAACAGAUUCCUCAGAUCCAAUAGGACCGGCAGUUAACUUGUUUACUGAGUCUUAUUACAAAUUGCUUAAACAGGCGUUAAGGUCGAAUGGAAUAGUCUCUUCUCAGAUGGGCACGGUGUGGACAGAUCUACCCCAGAUUAAACAAACAAUGAAUAAUUGCCGGAAACAUUUUCCAAAUGUCAGGUAAGUCGAUCUGCUUAACUCAUUGAUCGCUUCGCCUUUCACUGGUGACUAACACUACACUAUUCCCUAUUCCAAAGCUACACGCUUACUUUUAAUUUAUUAUUUAGCGCUGUCAGUCAUGUGUUUUUGAGUUAAAUUAUAUUAGAUUUGCCUUACGUGGAAUAGAGGCAAGUGGCCUAACUUUGGAUGCUUUUCCUUGAUUCAAUUUUCUGAGACGAAAAACAACUUUUGUAAUUGCUUGUUUGAGCUGAAAAUAUGCCAUUACUUAAAUAAACGGACGUGAUGCAUACUAAAACAUUUAUUUUACCCAUAAACGGCAUAAAUAUUAGGCACAAGUAAAAAAUGACACUCUUUCAAAUAAAACAAAACGGUCCUCAAAAUUGAAUUGAAUUGAAAGAACCUAUUUUUCUAAACAAAAAUCGCACAUGUAAGCUUUAUUUUGUCACUACCAGCUUAGUCUUCAUGAGACUAUCUGGAGCAAAUUGAGAAAUGUACCCAGUUUUAUCCAUUUUGGUCCUCUGAAUAACGUGCAGUACAGGAAAUACACUCUGCGUCACUCUCGUGAUCGAUCCAUGUCUGAGUCGUCUUCAUAAGGAACAUCUUCUGAGGAGUCAGAGCAUUCAGUUUCGUCUUCUUUUUAGUUUUUUCUUCUUUUUUUCUUUUAAGGGUGAUAACUCUAGCAAUCUUGGAUUGUGUACUGUGGUGAUGCUAGUUUCGUCAACAUUAUAACCGCCCAGUGGGUUAAAAUGAAUCUUCUCCAUAGCCGGUUUCAGGAUUUCAAAUAAACUGUUGAUAUUUUGAGGGGUAAAACCUUUUGCUCUAUUUUUUUAAAUCCCCUGUGGUUUUCUCAAAGAUAGAUUGGCAUGGCGUCUCAAAAAACUUCGGAGCCAUUUUUUACCGGCAUUACCGUCUCUUUCUGAGGAGGGGUAGGAAAUGUUAUUUCUUAUAGCAAGCCGGUAUGCCAGUCAGCGAAUGUCUACAAGUCUUAGACCAUAAUAUCUUACAGUACUGCACCAAGACUUCUUCCAUUUCAGUUGAUAAAGCUGGUUUUCGACCCAUUCGUAGAGUUCAUUGCUCUUCCAAGGACUUGCCACGUUUGACAUAUAGUAUCGUCUUUGGAACGCCGAAGGAUGCUUUUAAAUAUCUCAUUCCAUUACUUUAACUGCCUCUAUGUCUUUUGCAUAUUUUCUGGAUUCCAUUUUUAUGUGGGAGUCCUUUCUUAUGCAUUUUACUGGAAAAAAUGUGUAGGUAAUUAUAUUUUGAAACACAUUUUUGAAACUAAUUUUUGACAUCCAGUUUUAAGACAUUUUGCUU